Messenger RNA from Amborella trichopoda, 2317 nucleotides. Its product is annotated as DNA/RNA-binding protein Kin17, conserved region. Gene Ontology annotation, cellular component: nucleus. Gene Ontology annotation, molecular function: double-stranded DNA binding. NCBI's taxonomy places the organism in Eukaryota, Viridiplantae, Streptophyta, Magnoliopsida, Amborellales, Amborellaceae. The record is from RefSeq and is a predicted model, not a curated record. Gene Ontology annotation, biological process: DNA replication; DNA damage response.
AAAGGGUAUAUUAUUGGGCUCUUCGUAAUUCUGCAACACAAGCUUCUCGUAAGAUGAUGGAAUGGAAACCUCACAAUAAAAACUAAGGCGAUAACGUUAGAACUUUAUCUUCUGUGUUUAUCUUCUCGUUCCUGGAAGUUAGAACUCUAUCUUCUGUGUUUGAUAAAAAAAGGAUAAGGUAAUAACGAACUUACCUAUCAUGUUCCCACCUUUGUUUUGUAUGUAAAAAAAUUUCCGAUCAAGAGGUCGGAACUUGAAAAGGGAAGUUUAUAUCAAAACUUCCCCCCGAUAAAAUUGUGCCCUAGGGUUUACAUAGCCGCUCAGCCACCCCUCACUUCGCAAUUAGCCGCUCAGCAAAACAGCAGCUCCACUGCAAAAGUUUUCUCUCGCUCUUUCUUCCCAGUAAAGUAAGCGUCUCGCCCAGUACUAUUUGCGGCCUUGCAACCUCAACAAGUACCUCCAAUCAUAGAGCUCCGGCAUGACAGUAGGGCUCCAGUACUGUGUAAAGUGCAGUUCGGCAAUUGCAAAUGGCGGUCCAGCAGUUGCAAAGGGCGGCCCGAUAGUAGAUGUUAUUGGAUUACAAGACUCCGACACUAUGUAAAGGGCGGUCCGACAGUAAUCAGUUUCAGUCCGAUAGUUGUCUUAGAGCGGUCCGGCAUUGUGCGCUCGGGCAAUGUGAUGGUGCGCUUCUACGAGGUCCAAAAGUCAACGUCAAAUCUGGUCAAAGUGAUUUUUAUGUACGGAAAAGGCAUUUCUGUCUAAAAAAAUAAACUUUUUCCCCUGGGGGUAUUUCCACAAAAAGUUUGUUGUGGGGAAAAAGUGAGAGAGAAAUUAAGUUCGGGGUAAGUUGCAUAGAAGGUGUCGUCUUGGGGGUUUUUUGUAAUUUUUGCUUUUAUAAUCUUUCUGCAAAUUGAAGCCCCUCGUUCAGGAUCACCAUCGAGGAAACCCUAGAAAGAUCAUCGUCUCUUAACAAACAGGUGUCUUUGGUGUCGUGACCACAGCUAUAGUCUCUAAUGGGUAAAAAUGACUUCCUCACUCCUAAGGCCAUUGCCAACAGGAUCAAAGCCAAAGGCCUCCAAAAGCUUCGCUGGUAUUGCCAGAUGUGUCAGAAGCAAUGUAGAGAUGAAAAUGGCUUCAAGUGCCAUUGCAUGAGCGAGAGUCACCAACGCCAAAUGCAGGUCUUUGGCCAGAACCCAAAUCGAAUUGUCGAUGGGUAUUCAGAGGAGUUUGAGAGAGCGUUCAUGGAGCAUAUGCGUCGCUCCCACCGUUUUAGCAGAGUUGCUGCAACCGUGGUGUACAAUGAGUACAUAGCAGAUCGACACCAUAUUCACAUGAAUUCAACACAGUGGGCAACUCUAACUGAGUUUGUCAAAUACCUUGGAAGAACUGGUCAAUGUAAGGUUGAAGAGACCCCAAAGGGCUGGUUCAUGACCUAUAUUGAUAGAGACUCGGAGACAUUGUUCAAGGAGAGGCUCAAAAACAAGAGGCUUAGAUCUGAUGCAGCAGAGGAAGAGAAGCAAGAGAGAGAAAUUAUGAAGCAGAUUGAAAGGGCUGAGCAGUUCAUUCCUAAAUCCCAAGAACCGAAUGAAACUCUAAAAUUGCAAAGAGAGGAGAAGCCAUCUGGUGAUGGAAAGGUGGCAUUUUCUCUUGGGAGUGGCGGGAAUGGGGAGAGCUCCAAGCCAAACAAUGUUUUGGGACCAUUGUCUGAAGAGGAUGUACCAGAGAAAAAAUCUACUAAAAAUAGACCUGAACCAUCAAAAGGAUCUGUUCUUGCUGAUUUGAUGAAAGAGCAAGAGAAAGCUAAGGAGAAAUUGAACAGGAAAGAUUACUGGCUAUGUGAAGGAAUUAUUGUGAAGGUUAUGAGCAAAGCUUUGGCUGAGAAGGGGUAUUAUAAACAGAAGGGGGUUGUUAUAAAGGUUGUGGACAAAUAUGUUGGUGAAAUCAAGAUGCUUGAUAGUGGCCAUGUUCUUAGAGUGGACCAAGAGGAGUUAGAGACUGUGAUACCCCAAAUUGGGGGUCUUGUAAGGAUUGUUAAUGGAGCUUAUCGCGGCUCAAAUGCUCGUUUGGUUUCAAUAGACAAAGAGAAUUACUGUGCAAAGGUGCAGAUUGAGAAGGGUAUUUAUGAGGGAAGGGUUUUACGAGCAGUUGCUUAUGAGGACUUUUGCAAAGUAAUGCAAUGAACUUGUCAAUACAUUUCGUUGUGGGUUUUUUUCUUUUCUUUUUUUCUUGGCCGAAAAGCCAACUUUCUUUUUCUUUGAAAUGAAAUGUUCUAAAGUUUAUUUGAAAUGAAAAUCCUGAUGUGCAUUUUCUUAUUGAA